Onychostoma macrolepis is the source of this 1302-nucleotide messenger RNA. RefSeq names its product H-2 class II histocompatibility antigen, A-D alpha chain-like. The record is from RefSeq and is a predicted model, not a curated record. Bases 150 to 860 code for a protein of 236 amino acids. Gene Ontology annotation, molecular function: MHC class II protein complex binding. The transcript has 4 exons. Gene Ontology annotation, biological process: antigen processing and presentation of exogenous peptide antigen via MHC class II; peptide antigen assembly with MHC class II protein complex; immune response. NCBI's taxonomy places the organism in Eukaryota, Metazoa, Chordata, Actinopteri, Cypriniformes, Cyprinidae. Gene Ontology annotation, cellular component: MHC class II protein complex; membrane.
GAAUGAGGAAAACCUUUCAUUCCUCCUAUAGAUACAGCAGUGUCACUGUGUGGGUCAAACUCUGAGUGGAUGACACAAAGGCUAAUACUUGCCUUUUUCAUAUCUGUUAAGUAUUUCGUCAGUGUUUGUUCGACUCUCAUCAGUCAAGGAUGGAGCUGUACAUAACAAUUCUUACUUUAACCACUGUUCUCUCAACUGAUGCUGAAAUUGUACAUGAAUAUUUCGGAAUUCAUGGAUGCUCUGAGACAGAUGGAGAGGAUAUGCAUGGACUUGAUGAAGAGGAGAUGUGGCAUGCUGACUACAAUCAGAAGAGAGGAGUAGUAACAUUGCCUGAUUUUGCAGAUCCUAUUGAAUUUCCUCAUUUUUAUGAAACAAGUGUUAUUGAAAUGACAGGAUGCAAAAGUGAUGAAGCCUUUUUGACUAAAAUUUUCAAGAGCCCACCACCAGAAAUGGAUGCACCACAGACAUCCAUCUAUCCAAAAGAUGAUGUAGAGCUGGGUGUUCAGAACACCCUCAUCUGUCAUGUGACCGGCUUCUAUCCUCCAUCUCUCAGCAUCUCAUGGACUAAAAAUAAUGUUAAUGUGACAGAAGGCAUGAGUUUAAGCCAAUACCGUCCAAGGGCAGAUGGUACCUUCAACAUCUUCUCAACUUUUAGAUUUACACCUAUUGAAGGAGACAUUUACAGCUGUACGGUGAACCACAGAGCCUUCCAGGGUCAUCCUCAGACCAAAGUAUGGGAUGUAGAUGUUGCUCUCCCAAGUGUUGGUCCAGCUGUGUUUUGUGGAGUGGGUCUGACUCUUGGACUGUUGGGAGUCGCUGCUGGAACUUUCUUCCUCAUUAAAGGAAACAGCUACAACUGACUAUUAAUGAGUUCACUGUAUUUUUAACUUUGAUGUGUUCUGAAUCUCACAAUGUUGUUAUAUUGGGUGAUUUUAAUAUACACAUGGACAAUGUCAAUAACACUCUCACCAGGGAUUUUAUAUCAUGCCUUGACAGUUUUGUAAUACAACAAGUUGUUAAUAUUCCUACUUACUGUAAAGGCCACAUUCUUGAUCUCAUUUGUUGCUCUGGUGUAACUACUUGUUGGUAUCUGUAACAAUUACUAUACUACUAUAAUUAGGUCAAAUGAAAGGAACAUGAGAUAUUUGUUUAAUACAGUAAAUAAUAUCUUACGGCCACCUGAUACUCUUCCUCCUCACCUAUUUUCUAGUAAUUUAUGUAAACAUUUGACCUUUUUAAUACCAAAAAUGAGCAUGUUAAACAAUUAACUCUUCAAAAUAAUAUGGCAUGUGAUCUGCUGCA